AUGUCGACAUCCACAAGCAACACAAGAAUAAACUUUUCUUACCCUCAACAUUCGAGCAAAUGGUGCGACAAUGAUGAAGAUUAUGACUACUGUGACGAGUAUGAUGAUUAUGACGAUUUCAACAUUGGACCAACCACCACCGCAUCAUCCAUCGCGAGUCGGCGGCAACAGCCAAAGCAAGGCAAGUCGGGUGGAUCAAUCUAUUCUGCCAAACACAUCCGUGCGAAAGAAGCGAUGCAAAAGAGAGCCCGUCAAACUCCUCGACGCAAGUAA
Messenger RNA from Cylindrotheca closterium, 273 nucleotides. The record is from the annotation of a GenBank genome assembly. NCBI's taxonomy places the organism in Eukaryota, Bacillariophyta, Bacillariophyceae, Bacillariales, Bacillariaceae.